AGACAAGAGGCAGUUCAACCUGAAAAACAAGCCCACGAUGGAAUUGCAACAUCAUGGCAAUUCACUAAAACUUCUCUGUCUUCAGAUUUAAGGCUUCUGCAUCUCCACGUUUGUUGAUUUUCUUUUUUGUUCCUUCUAAAAAAAAUAACUGGAGUGGAUUAUGUUUCUGCUGAAUCUUAAGGUUUAUAGCUGAAACUGGAAAGCUAUUGUUCACACUGAUGCGGGAGGCAGGAGUUUGGCAAUAGGGGAAGACAGGUGAUGUAAAACUUGUGUCCUCAGCUGUAGCUCUGUGGUAAUUCCGAGGGUCUGGGAAGUGAGUUGAGAAAACCACUGAAGAUGUCUUCUAAUUCAACAACAGCCAAAUCUAGAGAGGAAAUGCUCUUCCAGUGUUCUGGGGCCAUUGUAGCUGUUAUAGUCAUUGGGAUCUUCAUCAUAUUCUCGAUAAUACUGGUGACAUUAAAAGCAUAUAACAAGAAAACACGAAUAAUUCAGGAACUGGGACCCUCAACCAACAAAAAGAUGUCCACCAGUACAACAAAGACCAGUCUGGCUGUCAGAAGCUUGGGGCAAAACAGCUUCGCGUUGGGCACCUUGGGACAAAACAGCCAGCCCAUCAGCACCAUCAGCACGACUAACGUAAUGCCCACUAGUCAGAAUCCGCGCAGCUCCACUGAGUACAGCUUGUCCAGUCGUCCCACUUUAAUAACAGGAUUGACACCUCCUGGCAUUCCUCUGGAGAACCGAUAAAAACCGACUGGAACCAUAAACACUUCCAUAGAGACGGAAUACUAUUGGAGACUGGUUUGCUUUUGCAGCCUGUACAGCUUUUGCACCUUGGAGAGAGAUACAUCAGUGUGGAAAUUCACUGCAUUGUGUGUUUGCAUUUGGGUUCCACACUGGACAGUUCUGCACAUAGAGCCUGGGGAAAGCACUAGUCUUUGGGAUUCAAGGCGUAGUGCAGAUAUAUUUAUGUGACCGUACUUUAAAGCUAUGUCAAAACAGCUCCUAUGGUCUGGAGCAGCUGUUUAACAUCGCCAGUUUACAUUUAAGAUAGCAUACGUUGCCUUUCCAAAAGUUUACUGUAGUGUAACAUAGUAAAGUGAAGUAAAGCAAUGCAAGCAAUAGCGAGUACUAAAAUGACAAGCAUGCAAACUGCAAAAUUACUGCGCAUAUGUGGUUAACUUUCACCAUUGUUAAUAGUAUACAACUGCAGGAGAUGCAUAGCUCUUUAGGGAGGAGUGGGUUGCUCUUUGAAACAAUCAGACACAAUGUUGGCUUUUAAACCUUAAGUCUGUGGGUUGAGAUUUCCCCUCCAUCUGUAAAUCUGGGUAUGAAGCCUUUUCCUUUCAGAACAAUGCACUGCACAGGCUGCAUCCCCAAACACCUCAGUUCUAGUGUGGGGGUAUCAUUUUUCCCACAGCAGCAACUGGCUAAACGUUUCGACCAGCCUGUAGAGUAAUUGCUACUGUAGUAUACAGCAUAUUCCAGAUGCAGAUUUGCAUCUACUGCCUCUGCUCACCUGGCUAGAGGAGCUGGCUCGAUGAACAAUCAGGCAGACAGUGGACCAUCUUUGACCCUGGAGCUGUGGGUCUGCACUGCCUCUCCCUGUAUGUUUCUCUGAGGUACAGUCUGCUUCAGAUAGAUUAUUUUUAGGUUGACCUCUAUUGCAGUUAUAGUCACUGUAUACAGUAAGGGGUUAAAUAACUAUUUGUUGCUUGUCUACUAAACUUUGCUGAAUGCAUUGGCAUGAGCUCAACAGCAAACUCAUUUGAAGGUACACUGGGCUACUCUGGGUUUGAAAGCAGUCCUCUCUGGACUGGCCCCUAUAGGCCAAUAUGAACACACAAUUCCUCCAUUUGAAAUCAGAGCAAUAUUCUGUGCUGUGAAGAGUGCUUGAAUAUGACCAAUGAAUUGAAAUACGAAGGGUCUUUUAAAACUAACAAGUGCUAGGAACAGAACGUGAUGUUCCCGGUUCCUGUUAUUUCCUGAAUAUGAGAUUAUGUGUGACAUCUCCAUGGAAAUGCACUUAUUAUGUAAUUCUAGGAGAAUCUGUUUUAAGAAAUAUACUGCAUAUUUAAAACUGUAUUUUAUAUCUGUUACAUUUGGUUCUUAGAUGUUAUAAGUGCUGUAAACUGCAGGAUGAAAUGUUGUACCGUAAGAUGUUUUGCACAAAAAUACACUAUUUCAAAAUUA
Molecule: messenger RNA, 2193 nt
Organism: Polyodon spathula (Mississippi paddlefish)
Lineage: Eukaryota; Metazoa; Chordata; Actinopteri; Acipenseriformes; Polyodontidae
Gene: ncmap
Product: non-compact myelin associated protein
Exons: 5
Coding region: 337-747 (136 amino acids)
Biological process (GO): regulation of myelination
Cellular component (GO): paranode region of axon; Schmidt-Lanterman incisure; plasma membrane
Molecular function (GO): structural constituent of myelin sheath
Source: RefSeq, a predicted model, not a curated record